GGUGUGUGAAUACUGGGAUCAGGGAGUGCGAUUGAAUGUAAUGUAACCUACAGCGGGUUACAGUGUGGCCAGGAGCAGGGAGGGAGUAACAUGUUACAAUAGGAAUCGUGUUCAUUGCUAAAAGAGGCUUAUGUGCAUUGCAGUGAAGGUGGAGAUCCGGAGAGCAGAACAGAAAUAUACCCUUGGCAGGUUAAUAACUCGCCUUGUACAUUGAAAGAAACACAGGAAACGAGAGAGAGAGAGAGAGAGAGGGAGAGACAGACAGACAGAAAAAUCAGUGUGCAACCAGAUAUACGCAAGACCAGGAAUUGCUUUGCAGAACCUCCACUAGCUACCGAAGGAGUACCUUUUCCAAAACCAAAGAUGAGCGAGACGAGUAUCUGCCAAGCUCGGGCCACGGUGAUGCUCUACGACGACGCCAACAAGAAAUGGGUUCCGGCAGGUACCGGGCCGCCAGUCUUCAGCCGGGUCCACAUCUACCACAACUCCAGCAACAACGCCUUUCGUGUCGUGGGUCGCAAAAUACAGCAAGACCAGCAGGUUGUGAUAAACUGCCCCAUCGUCAAGGGCCUCAAGUAUAACCAGGCCACGCCGAGUUUCCACCAGUGGCGUGACAUGCGUCAGGUCUGGGGGCUGAACUUUGGGAGCAAGGAGGAUGCCACGCUCUUUGCCAACGGGAUGCACCACGCCCUGGAGGUGCUCGAGGGCACGGCAAGUGUGGGACCUGGUGCCCCACGAGUGGUGAAUAAUGGACCAACCGCUGAAGAGCUGGAGCAGCAAAGGAGGCAGCAACUGGAGCAGCAGCAAAAACUGGAGCAGCAGAAACUGGAGCAGGAACGUGAACAGCAGGAGCGACGCAGUGCAGCGGCUGCCCCUCCUGCUCCUGCAGGCGGUGCCCCUGGACCGCCACCCCCUCCGGGACCCCCGCCUCCCCCCGGCCCACCCCCGCCUCCCGGACCCCCGCCUCCCCCUUCAGGGGGUGGGCCGCCCCCUCCCCCGCCCCUCCCGCCCUCCAGCGGUCUGUCGGGCGGCAGUUCUGGGGGGGGCCUCGCGGAGGCGCUACAGGCUGCCAAGCUGAAGAAGACGGCACGGGCUGAGGAGAAUGCUCGCUCGAGUGGAAGCUCCAGCCCCAGGAGUGACAGCAACAGAAGUGGGGGCGGAGGGGGCAGUGGUGGUGGUGGUGGUGGUGGUCUGAUGGAGGAGAUGAGCGCCAUGUUGGCAAGAAGACGGAAAGUGACAGACAAGCCUCCCCCGAAGAAGGAGGAAGAACCAAACGAAGAUGUCACCACGGCGCCGAAAGUGCCAAGUGUUCACAGCAGCGAUUCUGUUAAGAGACCAUGGGAAAAACCCAGCUCGGCAGUCUCCAGAGGCAACUCCAUACUGAAGACGGCCGAUUCCUCAAGCAGCACACCCGGCGGGGUUCAUCCUAGGGUGAAGCUGGCUCCCAGCAGCAACGAAGUGACCUCGGACGACAGCGACGUAGAUCGGAUGAAGCAGGAGCUGCUAGAGGAAGUAAAGAAAGAAUUGCAGAAGGUCAAGGAUGAGAUCAUUGCAGCCAUCCGACAGGAGAUUCAGCAGCUGAGUUCGACAUAGUUUUCACGCCGCAGAUCCUCUUGCAAGUCACAAGUGGGCGUGGGAGCACAUCUGAAGUCGGGACAGUACUGCCAAAAAAACCUGAUUUAAAUCAAAGACACCACUCCCCCCUCGCGGUGUUUAGUGGAGAUGGAUGCGGGGGGAGUGGGUGACAUGGGUGGGGAACACAAAGACCUUUUUUUUUAAUCAAUUUAAAAAGCAAAAAAAUAAAUAAAUAAAUUGGGAGGGUGGGGUGAGAUAAGCACUCUUUAAUCGGCUUCACAAAUGAAUUUAAACUUGUUUCGAUCCUUGCCCUUUCAGUUCUGGCUAAUUUCUUUUUUGAGUUCUUGAUCGUUGAGAGGGGGAAUUUCUUGAUUUUAUUUUGUUUCCUUUAUUUUUUUUUCCUUAAAUUUACUAAAACAGUGGUGGAGGAUUCUAUCAUUUAGUCUUUCAGGUAACUCACUUUCCUUAGAAACUUCCUGAUUUGCUUUUUGCAGUUUUUUUUUUGUUUGUUUUUUUUAUUAUUAUUCCUGUCUGUGACUGGGGAGAUAAAUGUCAGGGUCAGAGAAGAAAAAUCGACGCGGAGAUUUUGGCUCCUCUCGGACGCUUAGCGCGUCCCUGGGGGAUGGGUCGGCUUUUAAAGCGGCAGUAUUCAGGACCUUGGAGUCCGAGAUGUUUGGAUAUUAAGAAUUGUUUGACUUAAAGCUGCGUGAUUGUCUGACUUAUGGGAUUGGGGGUUUGGGGUGGGGGGGGUGGGGUUAAUCUUUGUGAUUCUGUGCCAACCAACUUAAAAUGGUGGUCUACCCACCGUAUUGUAACACACAAGUCAUCCAUAUUGUUCAUCGUGUAGUCCCUCAAGGAAAUCAGCCCCUGUGACACCUCCCACUCCCCCCCCGUCCCCCCCAACCUAGGGUGACCUGUCCGGGGAAGGGGGGCCGGUUGGGGGGGUGGGGUGAGGCGGGUAAAAUGACUCAGCGUGUGGCCUCCGGUCUCUUCACCCUCCCGCCACCCAUGACCUUGGCAUUCCACAGGCGCGCGGGGACUUCAUUAAAGGUCAGGGAGGGUACAGGCCAAGCUGAGAUUCCCGGCCACUGCCGGUCCCCGUCCCCCAUUCCCCCCCCCCCCCUCACCGUGUUUUCUAGCCAAUGGGGGGCUGGAGGGACUUGCGGGUGGGAAUGUUCCAGCUGCCCCCACAGCAAAGCCUCUGUUGACCAGGGGUGGGUGGCUGGGUGGGUGGGUGAGGGAGAAAUCGCAGGCGCAAGACCCUCUGCCCGAUGUUCCCAAGCUUCCUCCUCAAGCAACCUGUCACCUGGGAGCAUGGAUGCGGGAGGGGGGAGAAACUGCAGGUGACGAUGGCUUAACCGGACCAUUCACAAGCUGGACAUACGGUGGGGAAUCACAGGAGUGGGCAUAUCGGCUGGCUUAACAAUUCAAAGGGGGAUUUGUCUGGGGUUGCAUGGGGGAA
Molecule: messenger RNA, 3037 nt
Organism: Carcharodon carcharias (great white shark)
Lineage: Eukaryota; Metazoa; Chordata; Chondrichthyes; Lamniformes; Lamnidae
Gene: vaspb
Product: vasodilator stimulated phosphoprotein b
Exons: 14
Coding region: 364-1593 (409 amino acids)
Biological process (GO): neural tube closure; actin cytoskeleton organization; positive regulation of actin filament polymerization
Molecular function (GO): SH3 domain binding; profilin binding
Source: RefSeq, a predicted model, not a curated record